Molecule: messenger RNA, 1722 nt
Organism: Melanaphis sacchari
Lineage: Eukaryota; Metazoa; Arthropoda; Insecta; Hemiptera; Aphididae
Product: cytochrome P450 4C1-like
Exons: 11
Coding region: 153-1685 (510 amino acids)
Molecular function (GO): heme binding; monooxygenase activity; iron ion binding
Source: RefSeq, a predicted model, not a curated record
AAUGUAACAGUAAGCUUGCUUGGGUGUGGUAUGACACAUUAUUGUUGAGCGGACAACUGAAAUUAUAUCAUUAAAGCUUAUAAUAAAUAUUAUAUUAUUAUCCUGUGCGACGCGAUAAAUAAAAGGUUUAUUUGGACGAACCGCGAACGGAAAUGAUCGAACUAAACGUUUAUUGUGUGGUUUUGAUGCCUUUGGUCGGUUUGAUAUCGUACGUGGUAUGGUCGCGGCUCCGUAUGCCAUUGGAAUACCGACAGAUCUCGUCUCACGUACCUUCACUUACGAAAAACUUUUGGAGUGAGAUACUGUUUUCGUGGAAGAUGGCGAUGAUGCAACCCAAAGAUAUAUUGCCAUUUUUAACGGAUGUAAUAAAAAAAAAUGGACCAGUAGUUCAUCUUAACCUUUCAGGCCGAUCAUAUGUUUUACUAAACGAUCCAGAUGAUUUAAAAGUUUUACUGUCCAGUACCCAAAAUAUCAAAAAAGGUCUGGAGUAUGACAUGUUGAAACCUUGGUUGAACGAAGGUCUUUUAUUGAGCUCAGGUCAAAAAUGGCAUAAUCGGCGGAAACUCCUUACUAAUACAUUUCACUUUAAAACAUUACACAUGUACAAUCCUUCCUUAAACAAAAAUUCACGUAUAUUGGUUGAUAAGUUAUUAAGUGCGUCUGCGAAUGGCAAUAAAGAAAUCUCCAUCUUUGAAUACGUCACUUUGUGUUCUCUGGACAUGAUAUGUGAAACGAUAAUGGGAAUUAAGAUGAAUGCCCAAGAAGGUAAAUCAAUUCAAUAUGUUCAUUCGAUUAAGAGUGCUUGUAAGUCAGUGAUUGAACGUAUUUUCAAAUUCUGGCUGUGGAAUGAUCUGGUUUAUAAAAUGAGCAAAAGUGGUCAAAGUUUUUUUAAAUCAAUCAAAGUGCUACAUGAAUUUACUGAUAACGUAAUUAAAAGUAAACGAGCAUCUUUGAAUAACUUAAAAACUCAAAAAGUGCAGUCAGACAGUAAAUUUGAAAAAACACAAAAGAAAUCAUUCUUAGACUUACUUCUUAACCUUUUAAACGACAUUCCGGAUCAUAUGACCGAUACAGACAUUCGUGAAGAAGUAGACACAUUUCUUUUUGAAGGUCAUGACACAACUUCCGCUGCAAUGACAAUUACUUUGGUUUUAAUGGGCAUGCAUUCAGAUAUACAAGAUCAAGCUCGGGACGAAGUACUUGGCAUUUUUAAAGACUCCGACAGAGAUGCUACGAUGGAAGAUUUAAAUGCCAUGAAAUAUUUAGAAGCCGUAAUCAAAGAAUCACUUAGAAUGUAUCCAAGUGUGCCAGCUUUUACGAGAAACCUAGAAAAGCCAUUGCAACUCAAAAACUACACUAUUCCUCCAAUGACUACAAUAACAGUAUAUCCUAGUAUUUUACAUCGCAAUGAAGACAUAUAUCCAAAUCCUGAAGAAUUUAUUCCUGAAAGGUUUUUAGAAAAAGAAAAUAAAGCGAAGUUUCUAUUUGGGUAUUUACCGUUCAGUGCCGGCGCUAGAAACUGUAUUGGACAAAAGUAUGCAAUGAAUCAAAUGAAAAUAGUUAUAUCGACUAUUUUACGUAAUGCGAAGUUUGAAUCCUUAGGACGCAUAGAAGACAUUCAGAUUAGUACUCAAUUAAUCAUGAGAAUAGAGUCAAUUCCAAAUAUGAAAUUUUAUAAACUUUAAAAUAUUAACAAUAUAGUGAAUAAUAAUUAGAUUAAAA